Molecule: messenger RNA, 4353 nt
Organism: Dovyalis caffra
Lineage: Eukaryota; Viridiplantae; Streptophyta; Magnoliopsida; Malpighiales; Salicaceae
Source: the annotation of a GenBank genome assembly
AUGAAGAGAAUAAGAGACGAUCUUUUUUCAGCCUCUGCCUCUCAAUUUAAACGGCCGUUAACUUCUACACGUGGAGAAUGCUAUGGGCAAACACAAAUUCCUGGAGGAGGAGGAGGCGGCGGCGGCGGGGGAGGUAAUGUUAGUUCGCAGAAACUAACUACCACCGAUGCCUUACAUUAUCUCAAGGAAGUUAAGGACAUGUUUCAAGACCAAAAGGGAAAAUAUGACAUGUUCCUUGAAGUCAUGAAAGAUUUCAAGGCUCAAAGAACUGACACUUCUGGUGUCAUUGCAAGAGUGAAGGAGUUAUUCAAAGGUCAUAAUAACUUGAUAUUUGGAUUUAACACCUUCUUGCCCAAGGGAUAUGAAAUAACCCUCGACGAGGAUGAGGAUGAGGCUCCGCCAAAGAAAACAGUUGAAUUUAACCAAGCUAUCAAUUUUGUAAACAAAAUAAAGAAACGUUUCCAAAAUGAUGAACGUGUUUAUAAAUCAUUUCUAGACAUUUUGAAUAUGUACCGGAAGGAAAACAAGGACAUAAACGAGGUCUACAGUGAGGUUUCGGCUCUUUUUGAGGACCAUGAGGAUUUGCUUGAUGAGUUUGCUAGAUUUUUGCCAGAUACUUCAGCAACACCCAUGACACAUGCUGUUCCAUCUGCCCGGAAUGCUAACCAGCAUUACAAUGAGCGGAACUCUACUGCACCCUCCACACGGCUAACACAAAUGGACAGGCAACGUCGGCGUGAUAGAGUUUCUUCUUCCCAUGCUGAGUGCGACCUUAGUGUUGAUCGACCAGAGAUGGAAGAUGACAAAGCAAUGAUGAAAGUGCUUAAGGAGCAGAGAAAGCGUGGUGAAAAGGAGAAUAGGGAUAGGAGAAUUCGUGAUCAGGAUGAUAGGGAGCCUGAGCAUGAUAGCAGUAGAGACUUCAGCUUGCAACCCUUUCCUGACAAAAGGAAAUCAUCCCAAAAGGCUGAAGGUUUUGGAAAUUCUAACUUUGCUUCUUAUGAUGACAGAGAUAACAUAAAGAGCAUUUACAACCAAGAAUUUGUCUUCUUUGAGAAAGUCAAGGAGAAGUUGGGAAAUGAAGAUGAUUAUCAAGCAUUCUUGAAGUGCCUUAACAUUUAUAACCAAGGAAUUAUUAAAAGGAAUGAGUUACAAAAUUUGGUGACUGAUUUACUUGGAAAGUAUCCUGAUCUUAUGGAAGAGUUCAUUGAUUACCUGGAGCGUCAUGGCCAUAUUGCUGGGUUCCUUGCUGGCGUUGCAAGCAAAAAGUCACUGGGUAACGAUGGACAUGCAUCCAGAUCACUGAAAGUGGAUGACAAAGAUAAGGAGCAGAAGCAUGAAAUAGAUGGAGCCAAAGAAAAGGAAAGAUGCAGGGAGAAGUAUAUGGCUAAAUCCAUUCAGGAGCUUGACCUUUCUAACUGUGGACGUUGUACUCCUAGUUACCGGCUUCUUCCAGAUGACUAUCCAAUAUCUUCAGCAAGCCAGAGAUCGGAGCUUGGUGCGCAAGUGUUGAAUGAUCACUGGGUCUCCGUGACUUCAGGAAGUGAGGAUUACUCUUUUAAACAUAUGCGUAGAAAUCAGUAUGAAGAAAGUCUGUUUAGGUGUGAAGACGAUAGAUUUGAGCUGGACAUGUUGUUGGAAUCUGUGAGCUCUACUACUAAGCGUGCAGAAGAAUUGUUAAACAGCAUAAAUGAAAAUAAAGUAGAAACCCCAGUCCAUAUUGAAGACCACCUUACCGCUUUGAACUUACGGUGCAUAGAGCGGUUAUAUGGUGAUCAUGGUCUUGAUGUGAUGGACAUAUUGCGGAAAAACACAAUUCUUGCAUUGCCUGUUAUAUUAACUCGUCUGAAGCAGAAACAAGAGGAGUGGACUAGGUGUCGUACAGAUUUUAACAAGGUUUGGGCUGAAAUUUAUGUGAAGAACCAUUACAAAUCACUGGAUCAUCGGAGCUUCUACUUCAAGCAACAAGAUUCAAAGAACUUAAGCACAAGAUUUAAGCUCACCUUGGCAUAUUCUCCAAGGGAAUGUUUGACAGGAUGGGGAGUUGGGAGAGUGGAAAAUGUUUCUUGGGAGCUUUUAGGAGGCAUGACUCCGAGCCUACCUGAUUACUCCCUUUGGUUAUACGUGUACAUGGGUCAGCUGAGAAAUUUUAGUUUUGUGCCUAGGAACAUGCAAGAGACAUUGGUGGCUGAGAUUAAGGAGCUGAAAGAGAAACAGCAGAAAGAGGAUGAUGUUCUUCUUGCUUUCGCAGCUGGAAAAAGACAACCCUUGGUACCAAAUUUGAAAUAUGAUUACCCGGAUAAAAACAUUCAUGAAGACUUGUAUAAACUUGUCCAGUAUUCCUGUGAAGAGGUUUGCUCAACGAAAGAACAAUUGAAUAAAGUUCUAAGACUUUGGACUAACUUCGUGGAACCAAUGCUGGGUAUUGUUUCUCAUCCCAAUGGCUCGGAGAUUUCUGAAGGUGAAGGGAAACCAAAGCAUCCUGUCAUGAAUUGCACUUCGUCAAGCAUGGCAGAAAUUGAAAAUCCUAAUUCUGUUCCCAUGAUAUCAACUUCUAAGCAAGCAAAAUCACCCAGCAAUGGAGAUGAAAACAUUUUACAAGAAUUAGGAAACCUUUGCAGGCUGAGUUUUGAAAGUUCAGAUAAAUUAACUAAGGAUGACAGCUCAUGUGAACUUGAUCAUGUUUGUAAGGAUGGUCGAGCAUUUAAUGUGCUUAGGCAAGAAAGAGAGCAGAAAGAUAAAGUUGUAACCGUCAGAGUAUCUGGAUUGAAUAUACAAGGAGUAGCAGAUUCCAAAACAUCAUUUAUGAUAGGAUCAGAAUGUGGUCAUGAAAGGAACAGUGUUGGGGAGAUAGCAGGAUCAGGUUCAAUUCUGCCUGUGCCCGGUGGUGUUGCUGUCGAGGACUGUAAAAUCAAAGCUGGUAUUGACGCUGGAUCACCUUCAGAGGGUGGGAUUGCUGUAAAAUCAGUUUUACCUGCAAAUGAAGGAUUCAGGGAUGGUGCUAAAAAUGAUAGAUGUCAUGAAGGAUCCACUGGACCUUCCAAAAUUGAGAAGGAAGAAGGCGAGUUAUCCCCUAAUGGUGAUUUUGAAGAGGAUAAUUUUGAUGCCUAUGGAGAUUCUGGCUUGCAGGCUAUGGCCAAGGGAAAGAAUAGUGUUGGAUGCAUGCGACAUGGAUCUGGAAAUGGUGAAGAGUUACACAGGCAGGAUAUUGUAGAAGGAAAUGUUGCUGAUGAUGAGGAUAGUGAAAAUGUUUCAGAGGCUGGUGAUGAUGCAUCAGGCAGUGAUUCUGCUGGUGAUGUCUGCUCCCGGAAAGAGCUUGAGGAAGAUGAAGAUAUAGAAUGUGAUGAUGCAAAAGCUGAGAGUGAAGGUGAAGCCGAGGGGAUGGUCGAUACAAAGGAUGUUGGAGCUGCACCAUUACCAGAACAUUUUCUCAUGUCUGUUAAGCCUCUUGCAAAGCAUGUUCCAACAGAUUCAGUUAACGAGGAAAGGAAAGAUUCCCGGAUCCUCUAUGAACGCAUUUUAUCAGCAAAAGUGAAUUCAUCUGGUGCUGAAAUCAAAUGGAGAACUUCUAAGGAGGCUCGUUCUUCAGAUCCUUAUGCCAGUGCACUAUACAAUUUACUAGAUGGAUCUGCUGAUAAUGCAAAGUUUGAGGAUGAGUGCAGAGCUAUUAUUGGAAAUCAGUCAUAUGUGUUAUUCACACUGGACAAGUUAAUAUAUAAAUUAGUCAAACAGCUUCAAACUGUUGCAUCUGAUGAGAUGGCUGGUAAGCUUCUUCAAUUAUAUGAAUACGAAACAUCCCGGAAAUCUGAGAGCUUCAUUGAUUCGGUGUAUUAUUACAACACACGGUUUUUCCUUCAUGAGGAGAACAUUUAUCGGUUAGAAUUUUCAUCUGCUCCAUGUACAUUAUCCACCCAGCUGAUGGACAAUGCAACUGAGAAGCCCGAGGUGUUGGCAGUUUGUGUGGAUCCAACUUUUGCUACAUAUUUGCAUGAUGAUUAUCUGUCUAUCUGUCCUGGAAAAAAGGAGUCGCAUGGGAUUACACUGCUGAGAAACAAGCAGAAAUAUGCUGAUCUAGAUGAAUUUUCUGCUUUAAGCAUGGCCAUGGAAGGUGUUAAAAUGUUCAAUGGUUUGGAGUGUAAGGUUGCCUGCAAUUCAUGCAAGCAUGGAACAGUUGAUGAACCUAAGUCUAGAGAAUUCUUCCCAGCUUGCAGAUUUGAUAAAAAGGCUCUUAAGAAAAUUUCUAGUACAAGUGGCCAUAUUAGCCGAUCUAAUUCCACUCAGGUGUAUGAAUUGGAGAUGAUUGAAUCAGAGGAAUUGGAUGAUUCCUCACAUCCAGUUUCAGUGGCCCAAAAAUAA